AUGAGCAACUUCGGCUACGUAGGCUCAGUUAUAACAGAACUCGCCCUCAAAGACGGCUACCAAAUCCACGGCCUCUCCCGCAACGAAGCCAGCGACUCAAAGCUCCGCAACCUCGGCGCCGUAUCCGUACGAGGCGACCUCACCUCCCUCGACGUCCUCCGCCACGAAAGUAAAGCAGCAGACAUCAUCAUUCACCUGGCCACAGCUUACGUCUUCGGCGGCGAGCCCUAUGAGACCUUUAGACCUAUAGAUACCGCGGCCGUCGAUGCCAUCGCCGAUGCUCUAGCCGGAACCGACAAGCCUCUCGUCGUCACGUCCGGGUCCCUUUGCGUCGCGGCGGAUCCUACAGGCGCAGAGACUACCGAGGUAUCGCCCGCGGACCCGGAACCCAUCAACACCCGUAUCCUGACUGAGAUCCACUCGCUGGAUCUCGCGAAGAGAGGGAUUCGAGUCAUGUCGGUUCGACUAGCGCCCUACGUCUACGGCCGAGGCGGCAGCGGUAUUGCGCAGUUCAUGGGUAUCGCGGCUCAGACAGGCGGCGUGACAAUCGUCGACGGUGGGAAGAACCGGACUACCAAUGUGCACGUUGACGAUGCCGUGCGACUCUUCCUUCUAGCCGCGGAGAAGGGACGAGCAGGGGAGAUUUACAACGCCAGUUCAGCGACAGAUGUGACCUCGCUCCAGGUUUCUGAGGCCAUGGCCGCAGCUGUCAAUGUUCCGCUGAGGGAUAUCAGCCUAGAGGUUGCGAAGGAGCAGCUGGGGGAUACUAUUUCCUUCUUCCUGUCCGUUGAGAAUAGGGCGUCUGGUGCAAAGGCCAAGGAAGAGCUUGGUUGGGACCCUCGAGGUCAGGGCAUCUUGGAGGACAUCAGCAAGGGUUCGUAUGUGGAAGUUGCCAAGUCUCUCAAGAAGUAA
Colletotrichum phormii is the source of this 912-nucleotide messenger RNA. RefSeq names its product oxidoreductase domain-containing protein. The transcript has 2 exons. Lineage: Eukaryota; Fungi; Ascomycota; Sordariomycetes; Glomerellales; Glomerellaceae. The record is from RefSeq and is a predicted model, not a curated record. Bases 1 to 912 code for a protein of 303 amino acids.